AUGCUUUCGUGUGCUGGAGCUGAUAGGCUUCAGACUGGUAUGAGAGGUGCUUUUGGAAAGGCUUUGGGUACUUGUGCUAGGGUUGCGAUUGGUCAGGUGCUUUUGUCUGUGAGGUGUAAGGAUGCUCAUGGUCAUCAUGCUCAAGAGGCUUUGAGGAGGGCUAAGUUUAAGUUUCCUGGUCGUCAAAAGAUUAUCGUCAGCAGGAAAUGGGGAUUCACUAAGUUUAACAGAGCAGAGUUUACGAAGUUGAGGCAAGAGAAGCGUGUUGUUCCUGAUGGUGUUAAUGCUAAGUUCCUUUCAUGCCAUGGACCUUUGGCUAACCGUCAGCCUGGAAGUGCAUUUUUGCCAGCCACCUAUUGAAGUUUCAGAGCUGAAUUAUAUCUAGUCUGAUACUUUUUUAUCCUUGAAAGUAUUAUCUUACAGUAUUUUUGGACACAAGUUUUAGUUGGACACAUUCAGUAUUCUGAAUAUUUUUGAAAUGACAUCGUCUUCUUUAUAUGUUUGGCCAGUUACCUUCCUUUCCAAGUUUUGUUAUUGGCUCUGAGUUCUCGUUGCCAAACCUUUGUCUAUCACUUUCUACAAAACAAGUGAAAUCAAAUUAUUUGAA
This is a messenger RNA of Eruca vesicaria subsp. sativa (arugula), 607 nucleotides long. Lineage: Eukaryota; Viridiplantae; Streptophyta; Magnoliopsida; Brassicales; Brassicaceae. The record is from the annotation of a GenBank genome assembly.